AUGCCAGAGACUUCUCUUUUGGAUGUGCCGUCGUCAACCAUCUCUCAUCCCAAAAUCAUGCGUUCGACGUCGUAUAGCACCAUCGCAGCCCAAAGUCCUCAAUCCAACCGCCGCAGCACUCAGCCCUUGGGAGCGCCAACGACUCGCCACAGCAGCAAUCCCAUCGCUCGCAGCCCGCUGCAGCAGUCCUUCCCUGCUUACCCAGGUUCGACCUCUGCUCCGAGUUCGCCGCCGCUCAUGCCGGAAAGCCCCUCUCGACGCUCGCGCGUGAAUGAUCCAGAGGGCCGUAAGAGAGGUGAAUCUCGAUCUUCCUCGGUGCCAAUCGUUGUCCGCAAUGCUCAAGGCCAAGAACAACCAGAAGAGAACGCCAGAUCUCAACCACGCACACAGCCUCAAACUCAUGCUUCCUCACCAUCCAAAGGUUCCAAUGAUGACAAAAUCAAAGCAAACUCUAGCAACAGUCGCCGCUCAGUCAAACAUCUGACCUGUUUCUGGUGGUGGGAGAAAGGUCACUGCCGCUUCUCCGAUGAAGACUGCCUCUACUCUCACUACGACACGGGCCACCACACAUCCGCUCCUCGACAAGUCAUCGCUGGCGAACCUGCGAAGGCUGGAAAGUCUCUCGAGCGUGAACUGACCAAGAUGGCUGCCCACAAUCGGUCGAACACUUCAAUCGCGUCUUACCAUACUGCACCGGGCACGCCUCAUGGCAACGGUCAUAUGCCGACCAGCAUUGCAACUUCUUCGCGAGCAGGCUCUCCCACAGGCCCGGGUAUUGAUCCUCACGUUACUCGUUCCACCACACCCUUCGGCCUAGAGAUCAGCCAGGCUGCCCAACUGAGAACUGACAAUGACUUUCUUCGCACCCUUGUUCAACAAACCCAACGUGAGAAGGCCAUCCUCGUCGAAGCUAUGGACUCAAUGAAGAAGGAAAAAACCCAGCAGCAGGCUCAAAUUGAAGCUAUGCAGCUCGAACACGCCAACUUCCUUCACGAGCGCGAGAUUCUCCAUGCGACCAUCCGAAAACUUCAAACCGCCAAUCCCAACCCAGUCAUAUCGACUCGCCCUUCAGUUUCAUCUGCCAUUGCGCAAAUGCAGACUCAAUCUCCGUGGGGCGCUAUCGGAAGUCGUCGAGUCAGUCCCAUUGAGAACGCACCGCACAGAGCAAUGAACGCGGAGUCCGGACAGUAUGGCAACGUGGCUUUCCAAGGCGGCGCCACUGGCUCCUACAAUCCUGCUGCAAUGCCUUAUGUACCAAGCCCCCGAUUCCCCCCCAGCGCAGCGGAGGCCGCAAACGAAAAGUUCAAGGACGUCUUGCGAAACCUAGGUCCAGGAUACUAG
Molecule: messenger RNA, 1341 nt
Organism: Exophiala spinifera
Lineage: Eukaryota; Fungi; Ascomycota; Eurotiomycetes; Chaetothyriales; Herpotrichiellaceae
Exons: 1
Coding region: 1-1341 (446 amino acids)
Molecular function (GO): metal ion binding
Source: RefSeq, a predicted model, not a curated record